AUGGACGGGAUAUCAUCGAUCUCGGCAAUCGAUCAAAAGAUGGCUGAAAUGCGCAUCAAAAACUUGGAAUUACUUAAACGUCAUCAGGAAAUCGAAGAAGAUCGACAACUUGCUCAACAAUCAGGUGCAAUAACAGCAACAAAUAAAAUUGAAUCUGGAGAAAAUACGAUACCGAUGACAACACCUAUGCGAGGUGGCAAAAAAAACCGUGGACGAAAUGCAGCAACUCAACAAAAUUCCCAAAAAAAUUCAAAUGAACAAAUGCGUCGAGCACCAACACGACGAAAAUUUGAAAACGAUCGUACUGAUAUUCAACCUCAACGUGCUCAACGAGUUGAUUACAAUCGUUUAAAACGUGAACGAGCACAAGAACUAGUUAAUCAACACCAACAACAAAAUAAUAAUAAUAAUAAUAAUAGUUCAAUCAGUCCUGAAUUACUUGAAUAUGCAUAUCCAUUUCAUCAUCGAACAGAAGAUAAUCGUGCUACUCGUAUUGGCAGUGGACGUUUGAAUCAACAACAACAACAACAACAACAAACUCAAGAGCAAGGACAACGUCGACGAGAAGAACGAAUGCGUCGAUCUGGAGUACAUAGUAAUGUUCAUUCAGGAGAUCCUUCCGAGUUUCAUCUAGAUAUACCACAAAUACCAAUGUGGCAAAAUGGUUCUCUACCACCUUCAAUUCAUGUACAACUUUUACCAACAAAUAUCAAUGGACAUCAUGCAAGUAUCGAUCAUUUUAUUAAUAAUGGUGGAGAUCAGCUAGAUCAAUCUGCUUAUCCUCAUAAUUUUGUUUAUUCAUCACCAGUUCAAUCAACAGCAUUCAAUGGAAAUGGUACUGUUUAUUUUGCUCAUCCAUCUUCACCUUUAUCUACUGGUCCUCCAUCUUCACAACAGUCACAACCACAUUUUCAUCAAUAUUAUGCAACGCGUACAUUUGAAAACUCCAAUCGUCAACAAUUUCAUCAUCCACCUCAUUUCCAAUCAUCAUCCAUUUUUCAACCAUCAUUACCACUCCAUGCUCCUCCUCCUCCUCCUCUUCCUCCUCUUCCAACACAGUUAUCAGCUCCAUCAACUUCAACCUCUCAUAUUCACCAAGAACAACAAGAUCUAUCGGUUGAUUUACCACCACGAUUUCGUCGUUUAAAAAAUCCGGAUCAAGACAAUAAAUAUUCAAAACAAAGACCAAUGUCUGGUGAUUUCGAAUGUUUAUAUAAUUCAUCUUUCACUUCUAAUGAUAAUCGUUUUCAAUCACGUCCACAAUCAUUUUAUGAUUUUUCAUCUCAACAACAAUCAAAUACAAAUUUGUUUCGUCCAUCAAAUAAUAAUAAUAAUAAUAAUAAUAAUAAUAAUAAUAAUAAUAAUAAUAAUCGUUAUCAACGAAAUAAUAAUAAUAGUAGCCUACCACUUGCUGCAUAUAUGAAUACAAACGAAUCAUCAUAUCGAAAUGAAAAUAACAACAAUAAUAAUUAUUGGGGAACAUCAUAUCAAAGACGACGAUCAACAAAACAACGAAUAUAUCAUAAUGAUAAGCAUCAAUUUCCAUUAUCAUCAUAUGACCCACGUCAAUAUGGUUUUAAUAAUAAUUAUGAACGACGAAAUGAUUUCAUUAAUCGAUCGAAUUCAAAUCGACAAAAUAUAAACCAUAUUGAAAUAAAUGAUUCAAAUGAUAUUAAUCUUAUUGAAGAAUGGUGGGAAGAUGAUAAUCCAGAAUUAAUUGGAACAAACCAAUUAAUAGCUAAUAUUGAUUCUCAACCAACAACAACAACAACAGUAGAUGAUAGUGGAAAUAGUUCAUUAUCAACAAGUAUACAUUUAAAAGAAUCAACAUUAGAUGAUGAAGAAAAUAAUGCAUCAAUUCAUGAUGUUAUUAGUCCACCAUCAAAUGUUUCAACAACAGAUAGUAAUAUUAUUGAAUCACUUGAUCAACUUCAACAACAAUUGAAAUUAGAAGAAGCUGUAGAAAAACAAUUAGCAUCAGAAACUGAUCAGGUCGAAAAUGAAUUAUUAUUAUUAUCAUCAAAUAAAGAACCGACGACAUAUGAAACAGCUCAUUUUUUGGAAUGGGCAAAAGAAAAAUUUAGAGAGGAAUUAGCAGUUCGACUUACAGCUCAGGAAAUUGAACAACAUGAUGCUGUAGCAAUUGAUGAAGAUGAUGAUGACGAUGAUAAUAUUGUUGUAACUACGAAUUUUAAUAUAGGAAAAUAUCAUAUCGAUCACACAACUGAUGAAGAUAUUGACAAUGCUAUUGAUAAUAUAGAAGAACUUGAAGACGACCUUCACCAAAAAUUAUUAAUUGAAGAAAAUGCAAAGAAAUCAGUCGUUGUUGAAUGA
This is a messenger RNA of Rotaria sp. Silwood2, 2334 nucleotides long. The record is from the annotation of a GenBank genome assembly. NCBI's taxonomy places the organism in Eukaryota, Metazoa, Rotifera, Eurotatoria, Philodinida, Philodinidae.